AUGCAUAUCAGAUCUGCUACUAGAAACGACAAGUGUGGUGAUGAAAAACCGAGACAUUCGCAGUCAAGUCAAGGGUCCGUCAAAAGGGCCAAUCAAGAUGUGGAAAAUAUACUUGCCACUUGGUUACAAGACAACAAAACAAAAAAAUGGAGUGAAGGACUAAAAUUUGUUCAAUUCAUAAAAAAUCGAACCUUACAUCAUGGAAUAAAAUGCAGCCAAUAUGAAGCAAUGUUUGGAUGUAGUGCUAAAAUUGGAUUAAAAUCAUCGCUACUUCCAAUAUCAAUCAUUAAUACAUUGAAAACCGAAGAAGAUUUAGAGGCAGCUAUUACGUCAAUGAAUACUGGAGAUCAUAGUGAAUUUGAUGAAGCAUUGAUUGAAGAAAUUAAUGAAGAAAAAAAAAAUAGAUAA
This is a messenger RNA of Metopolophium dirhodum (rose-grain aphid), 408 nucleotides long. RefSeq names its product KRAB-A domain-containing protein 2-like. The coding region runs from base 1 to 408 and encodes 135 amino acids. The record is from RefSeq and is a predicted model, not a curated record. Gene Ontology annotation, molecular function: nucleic acid binding. Lineage: Eukaryota; Metazoa; Arthropoda; Insecta; Hemiptera; Aphididae. The transcript has 2 exons.